This is a messenger RNA of Macroventuria anomochaeta, 690 nucleotides long. RefSeq names its product lytic polysaccharide monooxygenase. The coding region runs from base 1 to 690 and encodes 229 amino acids. Lineage: Eukaryota; Fungi; Ascomycota; Dothideomycetes; Pleosporales; Didymellaceae. The record is from RefSeq and is a predicted model, not a curated record. The transcript has 2 exons.
AUGAAGUCCGCAUUCGUUCUCCUCGCCGCUGUGGCAUCCGUCUCCGCCCACUCAACAUGGCAGGAACUGUGGGUUGGCACAACCGACCAGGCUGGCAAGUGCGUCCGUACUGUCAAGGACAACAGCCCCGUUGAGAGUUUGACCUCCGCCGAUAUGUUUUGCGGUCGUGGCCCAGCUACGCAGACUGGUGUUUGUGAAGUCGCCGCUGGCUCCUCCCUCACCGUAGAAAUGCACGCCCAACCUGGCGACCGCUCCUGCGCCAACCCCGCCAUCGGCGGCGCCCACUAUGGCCCCGUCCUGGUCUACAUGGCGAAGGUAGCCGACGCAACGACCGCAACGACCGGCUCCUUCUUCAAGGUCGCUGAGGACGGCUAUACCGGCACCACCGCCUCGUGGGGUACUGAGAUCCUCAAUGCCAACUGCGGCAAGCGCGCGUUCACUGUGCCCAAGAACAUCGCUGCGGGCAACUACCUUGUGCGUGCUGAGGCGAUUGCGCUCCAUGCUGGUGCGGGUAACCCGCAGCCGUAUGUGAGCUGCUUUCAGGUUAAGGUUACGGGUGGGGGGAGUGCGAACCCGACGGGUGUUAGCUUCCCUGGUGCUUACAAGAUCACUGAUCCGCUGUUCACGAAGGCUAUUUACGACUCUUCGUUCAAGUAUGUCAGCCCUGGUCCGGCUGUGUACUCUGGUUAG